This is a messenger RNA of Spodoptera frugiperda (fall armyworm), 2963 nucleotides long. It is a transcript of the gene HisRS, whose product is annotated as histidine--tRNA ligase, cytoplasmic. The record is from RefSeq and is a predicted model, not a curated record. NCBI's taxonomy places the organism in Eukaryota, Metazoa, Arthropoda, Insecta, Lepidoptera, Noctuidae. Gene Ontology annotation, cellular component: mitochondrion; cytoplasm. Gene Ontology annotation, biological process: mitochondrial translation; histidyl-tRNA aminoacylation. Gene Ontology annotation, molecular function: histidine-tRNA ligase activity; ATP binding. The transcript is spliced from 9 exons. Bases 197 to 2017 code for a protein of 606 amino acids.
UGUCAUAUAACCUAUAAUUUGUACUAUGGUAGUGUGCAAAAUUGCUCGGUAUUUGUCGAUUGCAAAGGGAAAGGUAUGAAACAGUGAAACAGUCGAGUGCCUGUAAUUAUUUCUUAGCAAAGAGCACUUUUACUUUGAAGCCUUGAGAGAACAGACCUUUGGAAUUAUUUUAAGUUCAAGUUUAUUAUAAGUUACUAUGGCAGAUACUCAAGAAUCAUUACUUUUAAAAAUAAAAGAACAAGGUGAUCUUGUGAGAAAAUUGAAAGCUGCGAAAGAAUCAAGUGAAAAGGCUAAGAAGAAUAAUUUACAGUACAAUUUACCAGAGAUUGAGAAACAUUUACGUGAUUAUAGUUACAUUUGUGGGUAUACUCCCAGUUAUUGUGAUAUAGAAUUAAGGAAUGACUUAGGAAAGAAUAUAGAUUUUGAGAAAUAUAAAUCCAUCAAGAGGUGGUGGUACCAUAUGGGGAGUUUCAGUGACUUUGAAAUAUCAUUGUUACCUAGAUUGAGUCCUCCUAAAGUGUUGGAAAAAGUGAAAGAUGGGACCACAAUAGAUCAGCAGAUUCAAGAAGAAGUAGCUAAGCUAUUAGCAUUGAAAUCUCAGUUGGCUCCAGCUGAAGAUGCAGGGCCUCAGAAAUUCACCCUUAAGACUCCUAAGGGUACACGGGAUUAUAACCCUCAACAGAUGAGCAUAAGGAAUGGAGUCCUACAAAAGAUUAUUGCUGUAUUCAAGAGACACGGUGCUGAAUGUAUUGACACACCUGUCUUUGAACUGAAGGAAGUAUUAACUGGAAAGUAUGGUGAGGAUUCUAAACUGAUCUAUGACUUGAAAGACCAAGGAGGUGAGAUUCUGUCUCUGAGGUAUGAUUUGACGGUACCACUCGCGCGAUACUUGGCAAUGAAUAAGAUCAAUACUCUGAAGAGAUACCACAUUGCUAAGGUUUACCGUCGAGACAAUCCUGCGAUGACCAGAGGCAGAUACAGGGAGUUCUACCAAUGCGAUUUCGACAUAGCAGGCCAGUAUGACCCCAUGGUGCCUGACGCGGAAUGCCUAAAGGUAGUGACUGAGAUAUUGGAUGCCCUUGAGAUCGGCUCGUACGUUUUGAAAGUAAAUCACCGGCGGUUACUGGACGGCAUGUUCGAAGCUUGCGGAGUUCCUGCUGACAAGUUUAGAACUACUUGCUCUACUGUUGAUAAGUUAGAUAAGUCGCCAUGGGAAGAGGUGAGGACAGAAAUGAUAAAUGAGAAAGGCAUAUCGCCGGACGCUGCAGACAGAAUAGGCGAGUAUGUACGUCUGAACGGAGGCGUAGAAUUGGCUGACAAACUCCUUACUGAUGAGAAACUCUCCAAGACUAAAGCAGCAGUAGAAGGUCUGCAAGGGAUCAAACUGCUACUGGAGUACUGCAGCCUCUUUGGUAUUCAAGAUAAGAUAUUGUUUGAUCUCAGUCUGGCUAGAGGCUUGGAUUAUUAUACUGGUGUUAUAUACGAAGCUGUUUUGACACAGCCAAUUAAAAUCGGCAAUGAAGACCAGACUGUCGGAUCCAUCGCUGGCGGUGGCCGAUACGAUAACCUUGUUGGCAUGUUCGACUCGAAACACAAACAGGUACCAUGCGUAGGAGUCAGUAUCGGCGUUGAGCGUAUAUUCUCAGUGUUGGAAGCUAAACUCGCCGCGGGAGACAUUACUGUGCGCACGAGUGAAGUUGACGUGUAUGUUGCGUCUGCGCAGAAGAACUUCCUUGAAGAGCGUAUGAAGAUUUGUGCUGAGCUGUGGAAUGCUGGAAUAAAGACCGAGCAGUCCUACAAGAAGAACCCUAAAAUGUUGAAUCAGCUUCAGCACUGCGAAGAGAACGGCAUCCCUCUCGCAGUUGUAUUGGGCGAGUCGGAACUCAAACGAGGAGUGGUCAAAGUACGGAACAUCACUACAAGACAAGAGGACGAAGUACCUAGGGACAAACUCGUUGAAGAUCUUAAGACUAGAAUUGCUGCACUAAGUGUUAAAGAACUCAACGGAUCAGCGUAACUUGACUUUAAUACAAUAUAUUUGGGGUAUUUAAAGUAAUGUUCACUUGUGUUAUUGCAAAUGUGACUUUAUGUCAAAUGAUAUAAGGUUUAUUUUGUUGUAUAUGUAAGUGAAUGGUGGUUUAAAUAUGUCAUAGUGUUACAGUUCAACCUGUAUUCUAAAUUAUAACUAAUUUUAGAGUGUUGGUAUUUAAGAAUGUGUCACAAGACUGUUUCUAGUUCAUCUUCUAUAGAAGUUCUAUUAAUCUUUAUUUUCUAAAGAAACUAUCCGAUGUAGGAGCGCCUUGUACACUGUACUUUCUUACUAACCAAUAUAAGCCGUUGAUUUUGGGUUAAUUUUAUUUGAAACAUCAUUAUAAUUUCAGUUAUACAUGCUGUCAAUGUUUAAAUGAGAACACUCUGUUUAUAAAUAAUGGUUAUACACUUAAUAUCCCCCUUUGUCCCAAUGCUACCAGAGUUUAUACAGCUGCACAUCAAAGAUGUCUUUAGACAGCAAAUUAACUCGCUUUUAAAUAACUUCCAAUAACAAUCAUUCAGUCUGAUUGACUUGCAGACAUAUCUUGCUACAUUAACUGCAUUUUGUACUUUAUUCCGAUACUAUUUGAGUAUAAAUUACAAUGCAUUUGGAUGCGUUAUUUUUAUUAAAAAUAUGAAUUGUACUUACCUACUCAAUAAAUUGGCGUUAAAAGGUAUUAACUACUAAAUGUGAAGUGAUUUUUAUUUUUAUUUUACUGUUAUAAGUAUCAAAAAAUGUCUUGCAUUUUUCCUUUAUACUUUUACGAUUUUAAAUAUUUAAAAUGUUAAGUUCUUCUUAGUAUUUUAAACAAUUUUAGUAAUUUAUUGUAGUGACAAAAUUCUUAGUUUAAAAUCCCUAAAUAGAGUACGCAUCAGUCCAUUUUUGUAUAUGUGUGAGUUACAAUAUUCGUUUUAAUAAAUUAUAAACAAAA